CUACAGAGAGCACUCAUCUUCACUUAUUCACACUCCCAGUAUGGAGACCUUAAGCAAGAUAACUGCUCCUGCUAGUGAGAAACUUAGGCAGCUCCAAAAAAUAGUCCAGGACAUCAAAAAGAAUGACGACAGUAUUUUCAACCGAUUGAAAAGGUUUCAGAAUGAACAGACAGCUAAUAUUCUCAAAACUGGCAGAAAUACAUUGGAUCGAAUAAAAAACAAAGGACCUCCAAAAGUACCUGCAAGAGACUAUCCUGGGGAUGACCAAGCAGAGUGGUCUGGGUCAGAGUUUGAUAGCGAUGUGUAUGAAGAUCCGCAGGGUGAACAUGAUGACAACUACGAGCCUCCACCAUGUGAAGAAGUCUUCACGCCUGCCCCUGCUACCCGUUACCAUGCAGGAGAAUAUCUUGACUCACGUCCUGGUCGAAUGACUCAAACAAAACCAACAACGGCCAUAUGGCCAAUCAAACCAUCGAUUCCUGAGAAGCCCAGUCCAGACCGGCCAAUGAAAAAUGAAGAAGACUAUGUUCAUCCAGAGGAAAUCAUGGAUGACGAUAACUAUAUUGACCCUUCUGAGAAAGAUCACGCAGACAACCGUGAAAACCAACACUUUCCAAGGCGAUCAGACAGUCCAGAUGUCUAUGAGGUUCCUGAUAACGACGAUUCUCCAGGCAUUAGUAGGUGCAGUACAAAGAUGCAACUCCCACCUCUAAGACUGCCCCCUACACCUAGUCCCAGAAUGAAUACCAGGAAACCAAUUUCCUGCUUAGAGCCGGAGGAAGAGGAAGACUAUGAAGUUUGUAAUGAUGAGGGUGUAACUAAAAGGCCAGAGAAGACUGUAAAAGACAGCAAGCCUAGACCACUACCAAGGGAACUGAAUCAUCCAAAACCCCCAUUUUUUCAGAAAGCAAGUAUUCCAGCAAAAGCCAAUGAAGCUGCACCAAAAAGUGUAGCUCGAGAUUCAGCAAACCAUGGGGCCGGCCAACCCACCAAAGUAUUCUAUCGCAUGAAGAUGCCUAUGCCUUGUGAUAGCCCCAGCCAGAAGUUCACAGCAGCAGAGAGAGGAAGCCUGUCUCAGGAGGACAUUGAAGCUAGAGAGCAAGAGCAGAAGGCUGGCGUAUUUAAUAAGCCCUGGUAUACCAGCACUUGUCACCGCAAGACAGCAGAGGACAUCCUGAUCCGAUCAGCCAAGGACGGGUCUUACCUGGUGAGGAAGAGCUCGGGACUGGAUGCCCUGCAGCCAUACACCUUGGUGGUUUUCUACAAUAGCAGAGUGUACAACAUCCCAGUACGCUACAUUCCUGACACAAAGCAGUAUGCCCUGGGCAAACAGAAAAGCAGAGAGGAGCGAUUUAAUAGUGUUUCUGAAAUUAUUGAGAAUCACCAAAGGAACACUCUUGUGUUGGUGGACACGCAAAGUCACACCAAGGACUCUACCAAACUGAGACAUGCACUGACACCAUGAGAACUCAAUGGAGUGGCACAACAGUUCACACAUCCUGGAACCACUAUACUGAUGACUGUGUUAAAAGAAUCAUCAUUUUUAAUGUCAUGUUAGUUUCUUAUCUGCUUUUCCAACAUUUAUCCAGACAUAAGACAAUAGAGACCAUGGGAAUAAUUUGAUAUGGAAUUGUCCAUAAUGUAAAACUGCAGACUAUUUGGAAAAGACAUUGUAAAUAUGUAAUGUGUUCAUUUUGUUUUACCUUAACAUUUUCUGACAAAACCUAUUUUUGUAAUGACAUUUAAGAUGUUGUACUUAAAUAUACAGCUAUGUCGGAAUA
This is a messenger RNA of Electrophorus electricus (electric eel), 1781 nucleotides long. It is a transcript of the gene blnk, whose product is annotated as B cell linker. The record is from RefSeq and is a predicted model, not a curated record. Gene Ontology annotation, biological process: intracellular signal transduction; cell surface receptor protein tyrosine kinase signaling pathway. NCBI's taxonomy places the organism in Eukaryota, Metazoa, Chordata, Actinopteri, Gymnotiformes, Gymnotidae.